AUGCCACCGGCUUCAAGGGGUUGGAAUUUCUUGACGUUGACGUGGAGGCAAAGUUAUAGUUUCCCUAGGAUCGUUCGUUAUGCGACGACGGUAGCACCUAUUCCCCCGGCGCCGCUCAAAAUCCGUCUUCGACAAUACCAGGAAGAAUGUAUACAAGCGGUGCUCGCCAGCAUCGAAGAGGGCCGUAAGCGUUUGGGAGUCUCACUGGCUACUGGUAGUGGAAAAACCGUCAUCUUCACUCAGCUUAUCGACCGGGUCAAACGACGAAAUAAAGAUGCGGACCAGACUCUGAUUCUUGCGCAUCGUUCGGAACUCGUUGAGCAGGCCGCUCGUCACUGUAUGAACGCCUACCCCUCGAAACGCGUCGAAAUCGAAAUGGCGGCGAAUAAAGCAAGUGGAUACGCAGAUAUCACUGUCGCAAGCAUACAAAGUCUGAUGUCUGGGGAUCGUAUCACAAAAUUUAAUCCACAUCGCUUCAAACUCAUUCUUGUCGACGAGGCCCAUCACAUUGUUGCUCCAAACUACAUGAGAGCUCUUCAGUACUUUGGCCUCGAUAAAGCGCAUCCGGAGAACUCACCAGCACUUGUUGGUGUAUCGGCUACAAUGUCACGCUUCGAUGGACUGAAGCUGGGAACAGCUAUAGAUCAGAUUGUAUACCACAAGGACUAUAUAGACAUGAUCGAGGAAAAGUGGCUGUCUAAUGUAGUUUUCACAACCGUACACACCAAAGUGGACCUAUCGAGUGUCAAAAACGGUGCAAAUGGCGAUUUCCAGCCCAAAGAACUUUCAGACAAGGUGAACAUCGAUUCAGUAAACGAUAUAACUGUCAAGAGUUGGUUGGCGAAGUCGCAAGGAAGAAAGUCCACGCUGGUUUUCUGCUGCGACCUGGCUCAUGUGGAUGGGUUGACCAACGAAUUUCGAAAGCAUGGCAUAGAUGCUCAGUUUGUGACUGGAAAUACACCCAAACCCGAGCGGAGUGCGAGACUUGACGCCUUUAAGAGGGGAGAAUUCCCAGUUCUUGUAAACUGCGGCGUCUUCACCGAAGGUACUGAUAUUCCCAACAUUGACUGCGUAUUAAUGGCGCGCCCGACGAAGUCUCGAAAUUUACUUGUGCAAAUGAUUGGACGUGGCAUGCGCCUACACCCGGGAAAGGAAAAUUGUCAUAUUAUUGACAUGGUAGCAAGUUUGUCCACCGGAAUCAUUUCUACACCUACGUUGUUCGGGCUCGAUCCUAAGGAAAUCGUGGAAGAAGCAUCACCCAGCGAUAUGCACAAGCUGCAGCAGCGUAUGAAAGAAGAAACGGAUGGUGAAAAUUCAGGCGAGCCAACCAAAUCUAAACAACCUGCUAGGAAUAUCUCGAACACGGUUACCUUUACCGACUACGAUUCCAUUUAUGACCUGAUAGGGGAUACUUCUGGGGAUCGUCACAUCAGGCAAAUGUCUUCUUUUGCAUGGGUCAGUGUGACUCCGGACAAGUUCAUUCUGACAAAUUCAAAUGGAUCUUACCUGAGACUGGAGCGUGAUCGAGACGUAGCAACGGAUGAAGACAUGUUUUUGGUUACCGAGACCGCUGCGAUACCCUCCGCGUUUACAGUCAAUUCCCCUUUCCGCAAACCCCGAGAAAUCGUCAGAGCUGCCACCAUUGAAGCGGCUGUUCGUGCUGCAGACACUUAUGCUACAAAGAAAUACCCGUUGCCAGUCAUCUUAAGAAGAGCGCAAUGGCGUACUCGUCCUGCGACAGAAGGCCAGAUCGCCUUUUUGAAUAAGAUCCGGCCACAGAACGCUCAAUUGACGGUCAGCGAAUUAACAAAGGGAGCAGCUGGUGAUAUGAUUACGAAGCUCAAGCACGGCGCUCGAGGUAGAUUUGCGGACCUAGCCGCAGCACGAAAGAAGCAAAGCAGAGCCAAAGAAAAGCUAGAACAACAACAGGCGCUGAAAGAUCGCGAAAAGGUCACCGUUGGCCCUAUGUUGAAUUAA
Glarea lozoyensis ATCC 20868 is the source of this 1977-nucleotide messenger RNA. RefSeq names its product P-loop containing nucleoside triphosphate hydrolase. The transcript has 2 exons. The record is from RefSeq and is a predicted model, not a curated record. Gene Ontology annotation, molecular function: ATP binding; DNA binding; hydrolase activity. NCBI's taxonomy places the organism in Eukaryota, Fungi, Ascomycota, Leotiomycetes, Helotiales, Helotiaceae. Bases 1 to 1977 code for a protein of 658 amino acids.